CAACAAUUCAGUUGUGUUCGUGUUCCGUUUGUAGUUAAACGUUCCUCUUUUGUAUUCCAAUUUUAAUCAUUUUAAUUUUAUAAGAAUUGCAAGUGCAUGUUGAGUGCUUUCCAAUCAGACAGAACUUAAUAUUCCCAACAAGAGUUAGUUAGUGCAAGCGAGAAGUGAAAGUUCUCUCUAAGUGGUCUAUUAAAAUAUCUAAUUACCUAUAUUUGAAAAGUUGCUGUUUACAACUUAAAAAAAACAAAGAUUAAAAAGACAAAUUUCAAUUUCUCCAAUCAAAUCCAUUAAACAAAAACAAACCAAAAUGUAUCCAUUCGGCUCGGGUAGAUCACAACCGACUCCACCCCAAAACCAAUACCAGUCACCGAAUCCGAGUGCACCUUUCGGUGCUGGAUGGACGCAACCAUCAACUCAGCCACCAACUCAUGGUGGCUAUCCAUCACCAUCCCAACAAUCAAAUAAUGCUCCCUAUCCAACUGGUCCCUCCUAUCCGUAUCCAAGUCAGCCAAUUAAUAAUGCUCCCUAUCCAAGUUAUGGUCAAGCAGCUCCUGUUGCCCAUCAUCCACCAUAUCCUGGUUCAUCUUUCCCACAUAACCCACAGCAACAGUAUCAUGCGCCAUAUCCCCCGAGCUCUACAAAUUCGCCAACUCCUUAUCCUCCUCCAACUCAUUCAUCAACACCGUAUCCUCCGGCUCCUGUUCCUGGUCCAUCUCCUAGUCACUCUGGACAUCAUCAUCAUCAAGGAUAUCCUCCGUCCUCCUCCCAGAUCCCAUCCCACAAUCAACCUCCAUAUCCGAUGCAACCAUCAGCACAACCUGCAUAUCCACCGCAUGCACAUGUGACGCCAGGUGGGAAUAAUACCGCGACAACCGGUUUGGCCAAGUGUUUCGGCGAAAUGAACAAUCGGCAGAGUAUUGUCCGAAAAGAGGGAACUCCAACUGUUCAUCCAGCUCAAAAUUUUGAUCCCGUCAAAGAUGCCCAUGACCUAAGAAAAGCAAUGAAAGGUUUUGGUACUGAUGAAAAUACCUUAAUUGAAAUUAUUUGCAGACGCACAAAUGACCAAAGACAGGAAAUUCAACGCCAAUACAAAACACAUUUUGGAAAGGACCUCGUCGAAGAUAUAAAAUCAGAGACAAGUGGCAAUUUCCAGAAACUCUUAGUUGGUCUUCUACGUCCAAUUGUUGAUUUCUACUGUCACGAAAUGUGUGAUGCAAUGAAAGGUAUUGGUACCGAUGAAGAUGUCCUUGUUGAAAUUCUGUGUACUCUUUCGAAUAUGGAGAUCCAUACAAUUAAAAAUCAAUAUUUAAGAAUGUACGGUGCUCAUUUGGAAUCUGAAUUGAAAUCAGAAACUUCUGGUAAUUUCAAGAGACUUUUGGUUUCCCUAUGCACCGCAUCCAGAGAUGAAAGUGGACAUGUUGAUCCUGAAGGUGCUCAAAACGAUGCCAGAGAAUUGUUGAAAGCUGGUGAGCUGCGUGUUGGUACUGAUGAGAGUACAUUUAACAUGAUUUUGUGCCAAAGGAAUUAUCAUCAAUUAAGAUUGAUUUUCCAAGAAUACAUGAACAUGACAGGACAUACUUUGGAAAAGGCAAUUAAAAAUGAAUUUUCUGGUGACAUUCAAGAUGGACUUUUGGCAAUUUACAAAUGCGUUACAAACAAGGCCGAAUAUUUUGCAUCACGCCUUUACAAGAGUAUGGCUGGACUUGGAACAAAUGAUAAACAAUUGAUUCGUGUGAUAAUCACACGAUGUGAAAUCGAUAUGCAAGACAUCAAAGCUGCAUUCGAGGGUUUAUAUGGAAAGAGUCUUAAAAGCUGGAUUAAGGGUGACACAUCAGGGCACUACAAACAUGCUUUGUAUGCUUUAAUUGGAGAACAAAGAUCAUCCUAAAAAAAUCAAGAUCAUCACAAAUUUCCUUGAAAAAUAUAAAAUCAUUUUUGUUAUUCUUUUUGAAAUCUCGAAUUCAGCUUCUGAAUGUUAAAUGUUCAAAUUUAAAUUUAAAUAAAAUCUCUUUUGCCUUGUAAUUUAUGUAUUCUUUUUGGUAUAUAUUGUCCUACUAAUAAAAAUUAAGAAAUUAUUAAUUGUUAAAUUUAAAUGUUUGAGCUGGAAAAGAGAAUAGUAUUUAAAUAAAACAUCCAAUUAUACUAUAAAAUAUAAAUUAGCUUUAUGUAAUUUUUCACUUUUUAUAUAAAUGUAUACAGAACAAACAAAA
Episyrphus balteatus (marmalade hoverfly) is the source of this 2210-nucleotide messenger RNA. RefSeq names its product annexin B11. The transcript is spliced from 9 exons. Lineage: Eukaryota; Metazoa; Arthropoda; Insecta; Diptera; Syrphidae. Gene Ontology annotation, molecular function: calcium-dependent phospholipid binding; calcium ion binding. Gene Ontology annotation, cellular component: cytoplasm. Bases 308 to 1888 code for a protein of 526 amino acids. The record is from RefSeq and is a predicted model, not a curated record.